ACCAGAGUGAACUGCUGUACUAUUUUUUUAGCUGCCUAGUUUUUUAGUCGUUUCCUCUUAAAAAAGUUGUUGUGCUUCUCGUUUCACCGUGCGCCACAAGCACACAACUAGGGCGACCGCCGCCGACCUACGGCCAGCUGUGCCCAUGUCUUCGUCGGGCCCUUUGCUGGCGACGGGAACCCACCACACCGGCCGCCAACCUGAGGUUUUGUGGGCUCAGCGCUCCGAGAAGAUUUUCUUGACUAUCUCAUUGCCAGAUGCGAAAGAUGUUGUGUUAAAGACCGAUCCUAAGGGCCUCUUUACCUUCUCUGCUGUUGUCCAUGGGGAACCUUUUAGCUUCACUUUGGAGCUUUUUGAUUCAAUACUGUCAGAGGGAAGUAAAACGAAGACAAAGAUGGGCCUGCGAAACAUAAUCUGUUCAAUCCAGAAAGAAAAGAAAGGUUGGUGGAAGCGCUUGCUAAAGUCAGAGGAAAAGCAUCCAUACAUCAAAGUUGACUGGAACAAAUGGUGCGAUGAGGAUGAAGAGUCUGAGUUCUCUGGGGAUUCAGAUGGUGGCUUUGAUGAGGCAAAUGAAGGAGAUGAAAGUGAUGAUGAUGAUGGGAUGCUUUGUGAGUGCCCAUCUUGUACUUUUCCACCUCUUGCUCUCGCUUGCUCUCUUUUGAUAUCAAUUUUAAGCCAGAUCUCCCCGACCUUGAAAAGCUAAGGGGCAAGUGAUCUGGCUGCUUCGGUGAAGGGAGUAGGGUUGAUGUAACAAGUUACCGUUGACGUGACAGAGUAGGCUUAUCAUCGACGUAGUUGGGGUCUUACUUGCUGAGCAUCUGCGACGGCUUGAGACUUUUAGGCAUGUCUUCUAUCUCCGAAGCACUCUUUCGGUCUUUCCUGAUCAGUGAGCUAGCACUCUGAAAACGUAGCGAUGAGCUGUCCCAUUUUCGACUAACUAUUUAGUGCCAGUGAAUGGCCUAAUUCUACAACUAUCACGAUGUGCCUAUAUGUUAGGGGAUUAUGGAUUCUGUGGUCCGUCUUUGUGGUAUGGGAUUUCCGUUGGCAGGCAGGCCAGUGUGAUAUGCAGUUCACUUCGUUUAUCC
Zea mays is the source of this 1085-nucleotide messenger RNA. RefSeq lists its product as uncharacterized. Gene Ontology annotation, cellular component: cytosol; nucleus. The record is from RefSeq and is a predicted model, not a curated record. The coding region runs from base 146 to 703 and encodes 185 amino acids. Gene Ontology annotation, biological process: chaperone-mediated protein complex assembly; protein folding. Lineage: Eukaryota; Viridiplantae; Streptophyta; Magnoliopsida; Poales; Poaceae. The transcript is spliced from 6 exons. Gene Ontology annotation, molecular function: Hsp90 protein binding; protein-folding chaperone binding.